CCCCGAGUAAAACACUAGCAACAAAAAAACUUUCAAAGUACAACUGUGUAGUUUAAAAAUCCAAUCCUAGGUAGCUCCGCCUCCUCCAUUUCAUGCCUUCAACUCACUUCACUUAACUCUCUCCGAUUUCCAGCCAAACAAAUCAUCACCCACUCUCCUGAAUCCCACCUUGUUUUUCUCGUCCGCAUCCCUCUUCAAAUAAGUGAAUUACAGCAUCUUCCCCUAUUCCACCCCAUCAUAACUUCACUCAAAGCACAGAGAGGAGCAUUUAUCAAUGGCAUCAACAGCUCUAUUGCAGUCUCUCUUCUCGACUCUCAAUUCUCCCUCCCACAAAGGGCUUGAAAGUGCCUCCUUGCCCUGCUUGCCCAAAUCAAUAUCUCUUAACCAACAAUCCAUUGGUUUUGCCAGAUCCCAACUCCAAUUCAAGAAAAACCAGAAGACUCACAUCACUAACUGUGCCCCUAGUGAGAGUCAUAAUGCCAAAACUGAGACCCCUAUUGAACUAAGGUUUCCAGCAUUUCCAACAGUUAUGGAUAUCAACCAAAUUCGUGAGAUUUUGCCCCAUCGUUUUCCAUUCCUACUAGUGGAUAGAGUGAUUGAGUACAAUCCUGGAGUUUCAGCUGUGGCUAUCAAGAAUGUGACCAUAAAUGACAAUUUCUUUCCUGGGCAUUUUCCAGAGAGGCCGAUUAUGCCUGGAGUUCUCAUGGUUGAGGCAAUGGCCCAGGUGGGUGGCUUGGUUAUGCUGCAACCUGAAGUGGGAGGCUCUCGUGAGAAUUUCUUCUUCGCUGGAAUUGACAAAGUCAGGUUUAGGAAGCCAGUAAUUGCAGGAGACACUUUGGUCAUGAGAAUGACACUCAUCAAGCUGCAGAAACGCUUUGGAAUAGCAAAGAUGGAAGGAAAAGCCUAUGUUGGAUGUGACUUGGUCUGUGAGGGUGAAUUUUUGAUGGCCACAGGCAGUGAAUGAGUAUCUGUAGCCUGGUUGGUUGCAAACGUUCGGAAACUUGUAUUUUCUCCUUGCUUCCUGCUUUCCGCAAUUUUAUGUUUUCCAAGAGUCUGGUAGGUAGCUGCUUUUUGACAAUUACAGCGACUCAUUUGUAUCGCAUUUUAUAUCGCAUUUUAGAUGGUAUCUGCAGCAUCUAGUAGAAGAACUCCGCUAAAAUCUGUUGAGUAUAUUGAAGACAAAUCCAACAGUUUCUACAUUAGGUAGAUGGAGUUGUGACUGCCUGUAUAACAUAAGAAUUCAAAUGUUUUUGAGAUUCAAAAAGCAGAGUUGGAAUCUUCUUUGUUCAGCAGCUCUCAUUUGUAUGUUAGCCCAAUCUUUAGACAUUUACGCCAAUGCUAAAGAUGACUUGGUAGGUGGCAUAUCUUUUGCACUUAUAGUUGGUUAACUAAUCACGGGAAUACAGGUACUUCCUAUAUUUGCUUGUAGCAUAUUUAAGACUAAUUUAUCUUUGCUUGAUUUACAGACAUGCAAAACAGUUUUCAUUGACUGUCUAGUAGAAUAUUGCGGAUCCAUACGGCAGGUUGCACUUUGCUUAAAUGUUGGGGAACGGAACAUUGCCAAAAAAAAAAAAAA
Coffea eugenioides is the source of this 1576-nucleotide messenger RNA. RefSeq names its product 3-hydroxyacyl-[acyl-carrier-protein] dehydratase FabZ-like. Gene Ontology annotation, molecular function: hydro-lyase activity. The coding region runs from base 275 to 964 and encodes 229 amino acids. The record is from RefSeq and is a predicted model, not a curated record. The transcript is spliced from 4 exons. NCBI's taxonomy places the organism in Eukaryota, Viridiplantae, Streptophyta, Magnoliopsida, Gentianales, Rubiaceae. Gene Ontology annotation, biological process: fatty acid biosynthetic process.